UAUUGUAUUAAAUUGUAUAUCAUAAUGAGGUAGGCCUAUAACAACAAUAAAAUAAUGUAGAUAAGAAAACGACAAGUGAGUAUCGUCAGUGAUUCAUAUUUACCUCUCCGGUGCGGACGCAAAAUGUGGGUGUUAACAUUUCUUCUCAUUACACUAAGUGUAACUUGCAAUGGCUAUAGGAUUCUUGUUGCGUUCGCGAUGCCCUCAAGGAGUCAUUCCAUACUCGGUGAUGGUAUUGUAAACAGAUUAGCAAAAGCAAACCAUGAGGUUACUUAUAUAACACCAUUCCCCAAAAAUAAGCCUUUAGCCAAUAUCAGAGAGAUCGAUAUCAGCGAUAAUCUUCAGAUAUCUGAAGAUGACGUAAGCAAUAUACAAGCAAUAAUGGAUAAAAAAAAGGAUAUGCAAAAUCUAACUGACUUCAUUACUACAAUCACGGAAGUGAAUUCAAAGGCCAUUGAACAUCCAAACGUAUACAAGGUCCUCACCGAUCCAAAAGAGGAAUUCGAUGUUAUUAUUGUAGAAUGGUUAUUUUCUGAGCUACUGGCUGGACUCUCAGCAGUUUUUAAUUGUCCAUUCAUCUGGUUAUCACCAACAGAUCCCCAUUCAAAAAUUUUGAAAUUGGUUGAUGAUAUCGCUAACCCGGCCUACAAUCCCGACAUCAUUUCUUCCAACUAUCCACCAUUUUCAUUUACUCAGCGAGUAAAGGAAUUAGCUUUCAUGUUGUUCGGAUUAGGACUGGAACAUUUUACCUUAAAUCCGAUACAGUUUAAAGCUUAUCAAGAACUCUUAGUACCAAUUAUACAAAAACGAGGCAACAAAGUCCCGCGUUUUGAAGAUGUGUUGUAUAAUGGAUCACUGAUUCUUAGUAACUCUCAUUAUUCAGUGGGGAGAUCUCUUAGGUUGCCUCAAAAUGUUAUUCCAAUUGGAGGAUAUCAUAUCAGUCGUGAAGUCAAACCGCUACCAGAUGAUUUGAAGAAACUUUUAGACAAUGCGAAAAAUGGAUUAAUUUACUUCAGUAUGGGAAGUAACUUGAAGAGUAGGCUAAUGCCGGAGGAGCUGAAGAAAAGCCUACUUAAGAUGUUUGGCACAUUAAAGUAUACAGUAUUAUGGAAAUUUGAGGAAAACCUUCCUGGAACUCCAAGUAAUGUGCACAUCGUACAGUGGGCUCCACAACAGAGUAUUUUAGCUCAUCCAAACUGCGUUCUCUUCGUAACUCAUGGUGGUCUUCUCUCAACAACUGAGACAAUUCACUUUGGAAAACCCAUCGUAGCAAUUCCAGUUUUCGCGGAUCAAUUUAACAAUGCGAAUAAUGCAGUUAGGAAAGGAUUUGGCAUAAAAGUAGAUUUGUCUUACACUAUGGCUGAUAAUUUAAAAGAAGCUAUAGAAGGCGUUCUUCAGAAUCCUAAAUAUGCAGCGAGAGCCAAAGAGCUAUCAAUGAUUUAUCAUGACAGACCGGUUACACCAGACAAGGAAAUGGUGCACUGGGUCGAACACGUUGUGAAAACUGGUGGUGCCCCUCACUUGAGAUCACCAGCAUUGGACCUACCUUGGUAUCAAAAAUUGUAUUUAGACCUCUUUGGUCUUUUAAUCAUACUUAAGGUGUUGUUGUAUUAUAUUUGUAAAAAAAUUGUUGGUCUGUUUUUGAAAGACAAAACUAAAGUAAGUAAGAAGAAGAGACAAUGAUUUGUUUGUGAUUUUUUAUUAAAAAUGUUAUUGUGGAACGUGAUUCUUUUUUAAACAAAUUCUUAAUAUUCAUUUUAGAAAUGGAAUGUCAUUUCUAAACAAAAUCAUACCACGUUAUUCCGUUUGUGCUUUGUGAUUUUCUUACUACCCUUUUGUUAAUAAAUACGAGUAUAAUUUAGAAUCCUUAAAGUUAGCAGUUUUGUACCCUUAAUGCAAAAAAGUAUUAUUAAAGAUAAUGUACAUGUAUAUAAAGUACCCUAGGUCUUUAUUUCUAAAACAUCAUUAAAAUUAAAAUAAAUUAUUUUUUAAUGAU
Molecule: messenger RNA, 1996 nt
Organism: Pieris napi
Lineage: Eukaryota; Metazoa; Arthropoda; Insecta; Lepidoptera; Pieridae
Product: UDP-glucosyltransferase 2-like
Exons: 9
Coding region: 124-1683 (519 amino acids)
Molecular function (GO): UDP-glycosyltransferase activity
Source: RefSeq, a predicted model, not a curated record